GUGCGUUCCGAUUCACGAAUUUUUCAAGCCAAUAGACAGCAUUGAACACCUAGAAAGUAGAAAAUCAUGUUUGUGAGGAGAAUGGUUAGAACAUAAUUGUUGAAACACUAGACGGUUCAUUUUCAUUCAUUUUGCUGCAAUUAUUCUUCAGAUGUUGGAAUCGCUUCAUGGAUCAAUCUCAGAUACUACCGUCUGUUGUCGACGUUUCUCUGCGAUCACGUAGAUUUGGUAGAUUAUUUUAGGAUCCUGUGGUAAACAACACAAACAGCAUCAUAACCAAAAAAAUAAAGACGCUGUCACUUUUGCAGUUUUGAUUUCAGCUUUCGAAAAAUUAGCUUUAAGGUUUAAGAAAGAUGUUUCUUGUGAGUUUCAAGUGAUUUAAGCUAAUAUGUGGCCGGUUUUGCUGGAUAUGACAAAAGAGGAAUCGAUACAAAAUUUAAGAAACAUUGAAUUAGAGGCAUAUUCGCAUCUUGUGUCAGCUUUGAGAGCACAGGGCCCGUUAACUUCAGAUAAGCGUAAAUUAUUGAAAGAAACAGGAUAUUUGUUGAAUAUCACUGAAGAACGACACAAAGCUGAAGUGAGGAGGGCUAUAAGUGAUGAAAAAUUGAACACCAUAGCAUAUCAUGUUACAGGCAAUACAGAAACUGUUGACGACUGGGCUCAAGAAGGACGUCGUCUGGUGCCCUUGCUACCCCGUACGGCCCCGCAAACUGCGUUAUCCGCAUUGGCUGAUGAGACAGCCGAAGUGGCCAGUCAGUGCAAUAAGCAGCUGCCUGCACCGAACAACACGGAACGCAGAAGGCUCCCAGUUGUCACAGGUCAGCCUCAACAGUCUCAUCCACCAACCACGGCUGCCUCUACGUCUGAGGCCUCAGGUGUGGGUUCAAGCAAAUCUGCCAUGCAAUUUAGAAUACCUGAGCCACCCAAGCCAGAAGAUAAAAAGAGGAAACUGGUUCAAGAUACUGGAAACCUAGCACAACAGUUGAUAUCUCCCAGGCUUUGCAGAAUACAGAACUUGUACAGGCAACGAUCAAAGUCCAAAUCGAGAGAAAUCCACAAGAAACCCGACCCGGAGCAUCUGGAAUUAUACGAACAACACCUCAUUCCUGGCGUUCAAACGAUACCUGUUUCGCAAUCUCAGUUCGUACACCAGAAAGUGAACGUGCUACAGAACAUCACACUACAACCAAUGAAAGAAGAUGACGUUGACAAGGAGCCUGGCAUGUAUCAGCAGCAGCGUUGUAGUAACGAGAAUCACUCUCCACAAAAAGUGUUUAUCAAUGCCAACAAUCUGAGUGCUGCAAUGAAAUCUGGUGCAUUGCCUAGUGGUGAAUUGAAGCAGAUAAAGAUGUCUUCUGCUAAGGUGAUUCCAUUGUCGCAGUUGCAAAUGCUGAGUUCAAAAGGAAGCAUAAAAGUGUUACCGCUGGGCGGGAAAAUUGUUGGCAAAGGACUGACGUCAUUGUCACCAUCAGCACAAUCGCUGUAUUUGAUGAACACAUCACCAAAGCUAGUCAAGGCAUCACCUAAGGUACCAAGCUUAGAAAUCAAAACAGACCAGACUGAAGAUGAUUCGACCUCCCGUAAUUCAAAUAUAAGAGGAAACAACAGUAAUCUCCAGAAUAAAACAAUUGUUACCAUGCCGAGACAGGAAACUUUUGAUAUUAACAAAAGAGAGGAAUUCCAUAUUACAGAGACUAGACCAGAAGUAGAGAAUGUUAAACAAGCAACGGAACGAGAGGAGGACAAAACUAAAGUGAUUGUGGUGAAAAAUGAAGUUGUUAUGGAUGACAUUAAUGAUAGACUUCUUGGAAACAUAGACAUAUCUUUGAAUGAAACCAUAGAUGACGAAACAGACAUUACCCUAGAAGAUGGAAUUGAAAUAGGCCAUAUGGAAGAGUAUGUAGAGAAUGUUGAACUGUCUGAGGUAGAUGGAGUAGUCCAUAAGAUGGAUUAUUCAAGUGAUAUAGCUCAUGACUGAUAUUUAUUUUAUAGAACAUUUCCUUUUUGUCAUUUUUCCUAUUCUUAUUAAAACAUGUUCUCUCGAAUGCGAAAUAUUUAUCUAAAGUCAAAAUUAUCCGAUAGGUAUUGCUCAAAGUAUGUUGUUAUUUAUUAUUUAUGUGGUGAUGUUUUGUCAUUGAUGAUAUCUUGUAAAGAAACAUGUUAACAUCAUUUUUAUAAAAUGCAUUUUUAUA
Messenger RNA from Acanthoscelides obtectus, 2192 nucleotides. The record is from the annotation of a GenBank genome assembly. NCBI's taxonomy places the organism in Eukaryota, Metazoa, Arthropoda, Insecta, Coleoptera, Chrysomelidae.